GCACCACGCGCCGCGGCGCGACAGUCGCCCCGAACUGCGACGCAUGCGCCGUCGGGGUCUGUUGGGGCGCGUUUGAUGUCAUCAGCGGGUGAAAAUGGCGGAGGGAGACCUGAACGUAGACAGCAUAAUUUCCAGGCUCUUAGAAGUCCGGGGAUGCCGCCCAGGAAAGACUGUCCAGCUGACGGAGGCGGAGGUUCGUGGCCUCUGCCUAAAGUCUCGCGAGAUCUUCCUCAGCCAGCCGAUCCUGCUUGAGCUCGAGGCACCGCUCAAAAUUUGCGGCGACAUCCACGGCCAGUACACGGAUCUGCUGCGGCUCUUCGAGUACGGCGGCUUUCCUCCCGAGGCCAACUACCUUUUCCUGGGCGACUACGUCGACCGAGGCAAGCAGUCGCUGGAGACCAUCUGCCUGCUGCUUGCCUACAAGAUCAAGUACCCCGAGAACUUCUUUCUACUGCGGGGCAACCAUGAAUGUGCGUCCAUCAACCGCAUCUAUGGCUUCUACGACGAGUGCAAACGGCGCUACAACAUCAAGCUCUGGAAGACGUUCACCGACUGCUUCAACUGUUUGCCCAUUGCUGCCAUCAUCGAUGAGAAAAUCUUCUGCUGCCAUGGCGGGCUCUCCCCUGACCUCCAGUCCAUGGAACAGAUCAGGCGCAUCAUGCGGCCAACAGAUGUUCCGGACACGGGUCUCCUGUGCGACCUACUCUGGUCGGAUCCCGACAAGGACGUCCAGGGCUGGGGCGAGAACGACCGUGGCGUCUCGUUCACCUUUGGGGCAGACGUAGUCUCCAAGUUCCUCAACAGGCACGACCUGGACUUAAUAUGCAGAGCUCACCAGGUCGUUGAGGAUGGGUACGAGUUCUUUGCCAAGCGCCAGCUGGUGACCCUCUUCUCAGCGCCAAACUACUGUGGUGAAUUCGACAACGCGGGCGGCAUGAUGUCUGUCGACGAGACGCUGAUGUGCAGUUUCCAGAUCCUGAAGCCCUCCGAAAAGAAGGCGAAGUACCAGUACGGUGGUCUCAACUCCGGGCGGCCCGUGACGCCACCUCGGGGGCCAGUCAAGAAGAAAUGAACACCACAGUGAAGGGGGGACGAAACACCGAAUGGAGGACAGAAAAUUAAACUGCAACAAACAACAAGACGUCUCUACCCACCACCACCACCACCGAAAACAAGAGCCACACGCCCGCCUCUUCCUUACACCUCCUCUGUUUCCACGUUGUUGCCACCGCCGCCUCUGCGCUUUUCCCGCUGCCAGCUUCGUCAAGCGUCGGCCUGUAGGCUGUGCAGCGCCGGCGGACACCCCUGGUUCAUUUCUUUCCCGUCUUGGCUUGGUCCAGCCGUAGGUUUCUUCCUUAUGUGCAUACCCUCACUCAUUGCACAGCGGUUUCUUGUGUAAGACGCUCAUCUCGCAUUGGUGUUUUAUUUUUUUUUUUUUUACUUUGUCAUCAUGUUCUCGCAUCUCACUUUUUUUUUUUUUUUUUUUGUUCCCCCCCUCCCUCGUGCCGUGCCUGCCUCUUUUCUUUUUGCCUGAGUCAUGUGAACAGUGGCGUUUGGCCUGCAGUGCGGGAAAGUUCUUGAAAACUUAUUACGAACAGGGUAGGAACUUGAAUGUAACACCCGAGUUGCAGAGAGUGUCAUUCAGUGUGGGCUUGAUGAACUUGGCCUUGCAAGUUGUUUUUACGAACACUCUUAAGAAAAAGCUGCUCUGAACCUGCAGCAUCACGGUCCAGUUCAUGACAAACUUGGGGUGUCAGUUACGCGAGGCAUUUUUGACUCUCGCAAUGGUGCCCAAGGCUCAAGCUCAUCUGGACAACUUGCCGAGAAACUAUUUGCCCAUGCGCUUUAGCUGACACAGUUGGGCAAGCUUAUCAGACCUGUAUGAAAUUGUAGGUGGGCUUCAUUGUGUGUUCUGACCACCUGUGCUUAUUGAUAUUAUUUUCGCUAUUUCUAAUGGUUGCUUUGCUGUUGACAAUCCAGGGGCUGUCAACAUUUUGCCGGCUACUUAGCUGGCUAGUAAAAAUUUUUGGCGUUUCUUUGUGAAGUGAGCUUCAUGGCUGGUUUUUGUGUUGCCUGUUCCCUCUGUAUUUACUUACCCUGUCCACCAGUUGUCUCUUCUUUCCAGUGCAGUUCUCCUUUUGGCUUGACGGCAAGGCAUGGUGUUUGCCUGUAGGUUUUGUUGGGGAGGAAAGUAAUAGAAGUUUGGGGAGGGGCAAAAUCAGCAAAAUCAUUUCUCACAAUUGUGUUUCGAUUAGUCAUUUUGGCUGUUUCCUAGUAUGCAAAUCUAUCUGUACAGACCGUUUAAUGGUUGCUGUUUCCAGGACAGUUUUUGCAUAGGCAGGUUACGUCUUGGUUAGGACGCCUUCGUUUGCAUACAGUAUGUCACCCAACUUGUUCCCACGUCAUCCACACACCUAGCCUACCGUCUUAGCAGCUGUGCGUGUCGUGUGAUAGGCCUGCGUCAUUGUGGGUCACAGUGACAUCUCUGCGUAUGGUGGCUGUGGUAUGUGUGCAUUUGUGCUUGAAGCUGUGUGGUUGUCACGGAGAGACGGCCACAAUUUGGCGCAACUUGCCGAAGAAUACACAAAGCAGGGCUGUGGUCUUUGGAUUAAAGGAUAUUCAAGCUUGUGCACUUUUCGCAAGGUACAGGCAUGUGUCUUGCAUUGCACAUGCUGAAAAACUGCACCUCUGACUCGAAGUAGUUCCAAGGAGCUUUCCGGCAAGCCUCACUUCUGCAGCCAAUCUUUGCCCAGGUUGUCUCGCUUUGAACAAUUCAGUGCUGAUGGAUUCUGCCGCGUUGCCUCUUUCCGCUUGGCUAUGCGGAGGCAAUGGUUGAACUCUGCAGCGGUGAAAUGUUUAGAACGAGCUCCUCCGUUCAUCUAACCACAAUGUGUGAAGCUGUGGGACGAAAAAAAUACUGAAUACAGUGAGUAGAUGUGGCACUAGUUUUGCAUAAUUGCAGAGCACUGAAUUGGCCUUCGUAGUGAAUUUCUAUUGUAUGCACAUGUAGUUUGCCAUCGGACUAGUUUUUCGUUUGUUCUUUCUUUUUGAAGCUGUUCGUACUAGGAGUGUAAACCGCCUGUAAAAUAUCUUGCUCUUGUUCAGAAAGGUACUACUACUGCUGUUGGUGUACAGUUCUAGUAAGUCAAAUAACCACUCCCUAUAAACGACUUUGCCAUGUCUGUUUUGAAGGGGCGGGGAGGGUACCGGGAGGGAUGGCAAAUAAAAUGCGUCACAACAGAGUCUGCAAUGUUGCUUCAUGGGGAGAAAUCUAAGUGUGUUCAUUUUCGCGAGGGCCUGGGAUGUUGCGUAGCCAUAGACAUUUCGAGGCUCAUUUGCGAUGUAAUGGACGUGAGCUGUGGCCAAGUCUUGCCGUGCCCAGCGCUAGAGUCUAGAUGCAGUGGAUGCCCAUCAAUUUUGUUGGGGGUGGGGUUCAACGAAGAAAGCACGGCACAGCAGUGCCUUUCACUGGUUACUGGCUCCACUGCAGUGGUAUUCGUGCCCAUUGACGCGGCUUGCAGUGUGUAGCGGCCACUUGGAAGCGUGAGGUUGUUAAGAGGCAUGUCUUUCUCCUUUCAAAAGAGGUUAAUAAACAGUUGGGAAAGAAAA
Dermacentor silvarum is the source of this 3609-nucleotide messenger RNA. Its product is annotated as serine/threonine-protein phosphatase PP1-beta catalytic subunit. Gene Ontology annotation, cellular component: nucleus; cytoplasm. NCBI's taxonomy places the organism in Eukaryota, Metazoa, Arthropoda, Arachnida, Ixodida, Ixodidae. The coding region runs from base 95 to 1072 and encodes 325 amino acids. The record is from RefSeq and is a predicted model, not a curated record. Gene Ontology annotation, molecular function: protein serine/threonine phosphatase activity. The transcript has 7 exons.